This is a messenger RNA of Paramormyrops kingsleyae, 1966 nucleotides long. It is a transcript of the gene ptger1b, whose product is annotated as prostaglandin E receptor 1b (subtype EP1). Lineage: Eukaryota; Metazoa; Chordata; Actinopteri; Osteoglossiformes; Mormyridae. Gene Ontology annotation, biological process: inflammatory response; adenylate cyclase-activating G protein-coupled receptor signaling pathway; positive regulation of cytosolic calcium ion concentration. Gene Ontology annotation, molecular function: thromboxane receptor activity; prostaglandin E receptor activity. Gene Ontology annotation, cellular component: plasma membrane. The record is from RefSeq and is a predicted model, not a curated record.
GAGGCGAGGAUUUUUCAAAUCUUUCAAACUUCAUCCAAAGGAAGAUAUUUAAUUCAGUGUUCAUAAUAGUUCAGUUAUUUUGCUUUUAAAUUUGUAUACAGGCUAUUCGGUGUAUCUUAGAAAUAAGUUUUGAUAACAAGCGCUUCCAGGCUUGACGUAUAGGCGUUAGCAGCUGUUUUGCGGAGGCGAGCAGAGGGACGUACGGUAUAAAUGGGAAGCCAAGCGGAUCUGGGAGAUACUGGCGCUGUGGAGCAGAUGUGACUCCUCGAUUAACUGGCGAAUGAGACCUGGCUAAAUAUUGGGUCGUGUUAUUUUUAUGGAUGCUUUGAAUGUUGCUACUCUUGUGUAGCACUUUUGAAUAGAAAACAUUCCACCUAUGGGUCGCGACGUCGUACAUUAGAGAAUACAAUUUCUCUCUCGUGUUAUUUCUGGAGGAUGUUAAUUCGUUACACUGGUAACUUUUGAGUAUUGAAGUGGAAUUGGACAUUUUCAAGUUCUGAAGACUUGAAGCGAUCUUGCUUAUGGAGACUUCCGUACUUAUGGACAAUCUCGACAAGCGUCCUCGACUACAAACGCUCCCCCACGUUUCUCACCCACACCGUCCAGCCACACUAGCUGUGCAUCACUGAAACAUGACGGGCCCAUCGCCCCCCGUGCCGCUCUCUAACCGGAGUCGGGGGGGCCUGGCCGCAUUGGCCGCCCGGCGGGACAACCUGACGGGGGGGUGGUCCGGCCUGCCUCAGAGGAGCCCCACGGUGGCGGGACUCUACAUGACGCUCGGCAUCCUCUCCAACGUCGUGGCGCUGGUCAUCCUGGUGAAGGCCUAUUACCGGGUGCACCGGCGUUCCAAAGCCACCUUCCUGCUGCUCGCCAGCUCCCUGGUGGCCACCGAUUUGGCCGGCCAUGUCGUCGCCGGGGCCCUGGUGCUGCGGCUCUACCUGCACGAGGCCGGCCUCGACUCCACGGAUUCCACGUGCAGCUUCCUGGGUGCCUGCAUGGUCUUCUUCGGCCUCUGCCCGCUCUUCCUGGGCUGUUCCAUGGCGGUGGAGCGGUGCUUGGGCGUGACGAGGCCGCUCCUGCACGCCUCGCUGGUCAGCACAACGCGCACUAAGCUCUGCCUGUCUGGCAUCUUGCUGGCAGCGCUGUGCAUGGCUCUCAUGCCCAUCUUCAGUCUUGGUUCCUACACCUACCAGUACCCAGGAACCUGGUGCUUUAUCAGUGUCUUGAACAACGUCGGACCCCAGGACCUGGCAUUUGUCCUGCUCUUCUCGGGACUGGGCCUGGCGUCUCUGGCUGUAGCGUUUGUCUGCAAUACCAUCAGCGGGCUCACGCUGGUGUGGGCGAGGCUGCGCAGGAAACCCUGCGGCUGCCGCUCCACCAAGUCCCACGACAUCGAGAUGGUGGUACAACUGGUGGGGAUAAUGGUCACGUCCUGCAUCUGCUGGAGCCCCCUGCUGAUUUUUGGCUUGAUGUCAGCAAUACGGUCUCACAACCAGUCGCUGGGGGAAGACCUGGAAAAAUACCGGUAUCUAAUGAUGAAGGGCGUAUACCUGGCCGCCUUGAACCAGAUCCUGGACCCUUGGGUCUACAUUCUCCUCCGUCGAGCCGUGCUGAGGAAGAUCUGCCUGGUCACCAAUCAGCCGGCAAACCUCAGGGAGAACACCUCCCAUCGCUGGGGGGUCAGCUCCUUUCGGGGUUUGGAGAAGUUCUCCUUAAAGCGGACCUGGGAGCAGCAUGCAGCCCAGGGCUUACGGGGGGGGUCACCUCUCUGGCAGGGGUGACAGGGACAGACAUUUGCUUCAUCCUUGAAGGAUGCUGGCUUCCUACACUGUCAGGAAAAAGGGCACAGCCCAGGCAUAGUUUUGUACCCCAAGGUACAAAUAACAUUAAUGUACCCCCAAUGGCAGUGGCGUGCACAGACAUUUUGGGGGGCAAGUGCUCCAGGGGGAAAAAAGGGCACUUUUUG